AUGGCUGUUGCUAGCAGUCUCAGCACCGCACGCUUGGCACUUGUCUCCACACAAUAUGUAUCUCUAUGUGUUUCAGCUAGCGCUGGUACGGGCGACGACGACGUAACGCGAUACCCAGUCUUGAUAAAAGUUUGUUUAUUAGGACUCAGUCCAUCCCCAUUGACCACCAUUUUGGUUAGGGUUGCUGAUAGUGUAGAUGUAGCGGGUGCAGCCGAUAUUAAGAUUGAAUUGGGCUCCAUUUGCUGCGGUAUAAACUUCCACCUGUUCGCAAAAGACGAGGUCGAAGACGAGGUCGGAGUGGAAGAUGAUUCCGAAGUGGAAGACGAGGUUGGGGCGGAAGAUGCUGUGGCGGUGGAAUCGCUGCUCGCGAUCGUGGUAGUGGCUACGGUACUAGACAGUAGAGAAGACGAUGAGACACUGGAUGAUGAGCUGCUAGACGAUGAGCUGCUAACAGAACUUGUGGUUAAAGAGACCAUAGUCAAGGAUGAGCUUGGUGUUGGCAAGCUUAUCGAAGAGAUUGUUGGAGUGCUACUAGCACUGGAGCUGGAGCUCGACGACCAAAGUUUGCUUGUAGUGGACAUGCUCGAUGUUUUGGAAGAGGUGACAGACUUCGAGGAUGAAGACGAUAUUGAAGACUGUGCCGGGCUGGAAUUGCAGUCGCCAAAUCCUUCUUGA
Messenger RNA from Parastagonospora nodorum SN15, 675 nucleotides. RefSeq lists its product as hypothetical. Lineage: Eukaryota; Fungi; Ascomycota; Dothideomycetes; Pleosporales; Phaeosphaeriaceae. Bases 1 to 675 code for a protein of 224 amino acids. The transcript has 6 exons. The record is from RefSeq and is a predicted model, not a curated record.